UAAUAUUAAAGUGAAUGAGUGAGAUAAGCAAGGAAACACAAUUAAACUCGACCAUAGAAGCUAGUUGUACAACACUCCCACCAACCACAUAUUAAAUCGUGUGAGUGAGUAACCGAAGGAAGCAACACAACCAAAUAAACCCAAGAAUAGAUUCUAGAUCUAAAAGCUCUCCCACUUACUUCUCUGCAUAAUUUACUCCUUCAUUUAUUUUCAUGUAAAGAUUUCAGGCGGUAGAAACUUGUAAGAGGAUGGCAUGUGAUUAUUUUGACAAGAUUCAAGAAAUCACAAUUAUACCAACUAUGAUUUCCUUGAUUAAACAUAUAAGGUAUGUUGUCUAAAGUAUAGAAAAUAUUUUUAAGGAGUUUGUUUUAUUUGACCUCAAAUGCAUAACAAGAAUCUUAAUUCUCACUACUAGAAAUACUCUGUUUUCCUGCGGAUUUACCUGCGGAUUUGAGCAACAUUUCCGCAGGAAACUUAUUUCCUGCGGAAUUUCCUGCGGUUUUUGGUCCCCAGCUAAAACCUUCGUGGGUAAUUGUUUCGGCAGGUAAUUCCGCAGGAAAAUCCGCAGUUAAAUCCGCAGGUAAAUCCGCUGUAAAUUCCGCUGGUAGGUCCGCAGGUAAAUCCACAGGAACGAUAAAUCCGCAGGUAAAUCCGCAGGUAAUGUAGUUCUAAAUUUAAAAAAAAAAUCUAAUUUAUUAUUUGCUUCUCUAUGAAAAGGUUUAUACUAGAAAUAAUAUCUAGUAUUACGAUGCAUGAGAUCUAGUAUUAAUAUCUACCUACAAUCACAUACAUAAUCCCACUUGAAUAUCAACAUCUAGCACAAACAACAAGUUCUCAUCUAGCUAAAACAUCCAUAUUUGUUAAAAGAACAACUACUUACACUUGCAUACAGCACAACAUUGUUAUAAUUCCUCCAUCACAUAGAAAAUGAAACUUAUAAACCUAACAAUUCUCCAAUCUAAUAGACUAAUAAAUUAGAAGCAACUAACUAACUAACCCAACCGACGCAGACCUAAUGGCUCUCUAUCAAAUAUCAGUAUGGAAUCGUGUUAUCAAGUAUUGCCACCAAAGCGCUUCUCUUAUGAGUUCCCGUCGGUGUUGCCGAAAUCGUUGGAAUCGAUGUCGUCGUUCACCCAGACUGGGACUGCUUGGGAGUUUUGCUGGAGCCUACUCGCUCGGUGUAACUCAAAAUUAGCACAAGUUAGAGCCUUGUUUAUUGCCAGAAUAAAUGCAUCAAAUAGCCGACGAUCAGCGCCUAUACAAUAACAAACCAAUACAAUCAAAAUCAUGAUAAAAUAAACAGAGUAUUUCUAGUAGUUACCUUGUUGUCCUAAGAAGCAGCUGCGGCAGCAGGAUCUACAAAAGAAACAAAAUCAAUAAGUUGAAAAAACCAAGAGCAUCAUAAAACUAUAAUUUGCUUUGAAUCGCAGCUCUGAAACACAUCUUCGAAUUUCAAAGCAAGACUAUUAAUUAUAACUCAAGCUAUUCUUAAUUUCAGUAUAUCAUCAAUCAUAAAAUACGAUUUUGUUUUUCAUGUUUGUUAUCAUGUCCAGACCAAAUUCCUUGUCAUAGCAGUAACAAGCAGUAAAGAAUCUCGACUAAUUUCAUAGAGUAUCAGAAAACAUUAGCUCAAAAUGUGAAUCAAAAGACCGAUUUUAUGCAACGUGAACAGACUGAAGUAUGACAUAUUGCUUAAACAAAUAAGGCAUAAUGUUUCAGAAGUAAAGCAUGCAUUGGAUUGGAGCAGCAACUCAAUUGUUUGUCAAGAUAAUUAGCUACGAUAAAUCAAGGGAUCAGCAAGGUCAGUUCCAAACCACCGGGCAAAUUCUUACAUUGGCCUACUAUUUUAGUCAUAUAAUAACAUAGCAAAAAAUAAAUCUUACAAGCAACUAUGAUACCUGCCAUGAUCUAGAUUCAACUAAAAAGUACUUUAAGAAAAGCCAUUAUCUUCAACUAAAACCAAGAGCGUCAUAAAACUAUAAUUUGCUUUGAAUCGCAGCUCUGAAACACAAUUUCGAAUUUCAAAGCAAGACUAUUACCAUCCAGGAGUAUCGGCGGCAUCAAGGUACUCACUUUAUAGGGUAGCCAAAAAGGCUGCAUUGACAACAUAUUGGAGGGCCUGAGGCCUACCAUGAUUUAAUUGAAUCAAGCCUCCUGUGUACAUAAAAAAAACCCAACAUUUGCAUCAGAAUCGAAAUUGGAAAAUCAUGAACUCUGGUGUCGAGUUAAAAGCUUAGAAGUAAGAAUUGGUUACCUUUGGUACUGUUAAAGCUUGUGAAAACAGGUAGGUAGGAGCACAUGAUUAUACUGGUCUGAUUGUGGAAGGUCCUUAGAAUUUCUUCGUAUGGAUACCCAGGACUCAAGAACAACCUCAAACGACUAAGAAGAACCUGAAUACAAAAUGUCAAAAUCGAAUUAGUCAAGUUUGUUAAAAUCAAAUUAUACGUGCAUGCCUUAACGAAGAAUCUCAACAAAAUUACCUGUGCACCAGCAAGCUUGUUAUCCCAGCUCAGUACUCCAUAAUCAGGCCUCCCCAGAAAGCACCGGCACCAUGAACAAGUUUCUUGGAAUAGGCUUUGUUGUCUUUGAAAACAAUAGAUGCAGCCGCCAAGGCAGCAGCCAUCUCUGCAGCAAGCUCUGAACAACUGUGACAUUCGGUGACUGGCCUGUCGUAAUCAAUGUCUUCUGGACGCAUCCAGCAGUAGUGAUCAUUGGGUGUCGUACUUCCAUCUGAGGUAUCUCCAUUCCCGACCUGUCGAAGAACACCGAACACAUGAGAUCCAUAGUAACAAAGAUUUCCAGAAAUCAACUACGUAUAAAAUCGACUACGUAUAUCAUAAUAGACACUACAGACAGAAAUAUAAACCCACAGCGAUAACCAAAAUAGAAUGAAAUAAAAUAAAACAAAAAAUAAUCAGCGGCCCAUUUAAUGAUUUCCUUGACAUGAUCAAGCUCCCCGAUAGCUUCAUAUUUACCACUAUACUCAAUAACACUCCAACUCAACAUAGUGAUGGAAAAAGCGGCCGGAAAAUUGAACUUGAUGGCAUCUCCAGCAUCAUAGUAUCCACCAACCAGAUCCUUGGUUGCAGCAGAAACACCAGCACCCUUUCCAUCUUGCAUACCCGAAGUUCAAAAGAUCAAACUUUACACUAUUAGUCCUUAUAUAACACAGAAUAAAAAAGAAUCACAGAUCAAAUCAAGCAAACUUACUACCAUAGAAAACCCAUCUUCAUCAAGAUCCAUGCUUUACACUAUUAAUCACAUACCAAAAUUGUUUCUAUUGACAAAAUUCACAUAAAAUUAAGCUAACAUAAACAAAAAAAGAAACAUUUUUCAUCAAAAAUUGGAACUUCAGUCUCAUGUUUGACACAACAAUAAAAACAAAUUUUGAACUAUUACUCAAUCCCUAUGAAACAAAAUGAAUAUAGAUUUAGUAUGAAAAGAAAAAAGGGCACUCAUAAAAAGGAUAAAAAUCUAACAUUUUUGUGCAUUGAAGAACAUGAGAGCUUUAUGAAGAGCAAUGUCUAGACAUUUUUGUAGCUUAAGAGAUGUCAUAAUGUCACAAAUAAAUGUUGAGAAAAGAAAACUGUUUCAAGAUGUACCAAAAAUUAACAAUGGAUUAUCUCAACUUAGCUUAUUCGAAUAUGAAACAUCAGCUUGAUACUAUUAGAUUCUAGAAACACGGAUAAUUAUAGUUUUCCAUCUUCCACAUAAACUAAAAUUUAACACCUUUUCUUCUACAUUCAAGGAUCAUUAAGAAUACAAAUUCGGGUUAAAAAAAGACCAAACAUUCCAGUUACCUUCAGCUCAAAGAUUAUUAGAGUACAAGACUCAGCUCAACCGUUGAGAUUAUUAGAGUAAUCUCUCAUAAUAUAUUCCAGGAAUUUGUUAAAUUAUAUAGAACAGAUAUGAUAUAAAUAACAUAAAAAAAAACAAAAUAAUGUUCUAAUAUAUGAAAUUAAUGAUUAGUAUGAUAUAUCUAAUUAGAACAAGUAAAACAAUAGUUCUUUGACUGCAAAAACUGAUGGAUUUAAGAAACUACAUGCAUAAUGACCUAGCUAGUACAAGAAUCAGCUCAACAUUAAGACUAAUAGAGUCAUCUAAUAUUAUAUCCCAGGAAUGAAUUUCUUAAACUACAUGGAACAAAUAUUAUAAAAACUAGGCAAUGAGUAUUUAAAUAGCAAAAAAUAGUCCCCUAAACUGGUAUAGCACAUGAGUAUUUAAAUUUACGGUGUGAAAGCAAUGUAAUGGAAAUAGGUUCUAUUGGUGGUAUCUGGGACAGUCUGUACCAUACGAAUUAUGAACAGGGUAAAUGUCCUUGGACAGAGAUAAGAACAAUUAGAAUUCUAAUACUAAAGUUAAAAGGAACACAAAGAUACUUUCUGAAUAUAUUUCACUAGUUUCGGAAUUCUAAAUGCUGUUGAAACUGCAUGUAGAGUGGCGCUAAGCAAGUUUGGACUUGAUAUACAAAUAAAACUACUUGUCUUAAAGAGGCAUAGUUUAUUACUUUUGAGUAGCUUUUUGUUCUUUAAUAGGAUAACACCACAGGAAAAGUUGUGAGACUAAUAGCUUGGGCUGAUAGAGGUGGUUCUGCAAAGGCAAAACUCCCCCCGUAAAAUGGCAACUACAGGUUUGGGUGGAUUGACAGUUCUGCUGGUAAAGUUUGCCUAGGAUAUCACCAUAGGCAAAGCUGUGAGACUAAUCGCUUGGACAGCAAGUGAGGGUUCAGGUUCAAUGGCUCCGGAUAGAGAUGCUCCACCUGAAAACUCACAAGAAAACUCACAAGAAAGAGAUGCUCAAGAAAGAGAUGCCACGGAUACAAAUACUCCACCUGAUACUGAAGCAAAAGAAGUUGCACGAGGCAUCACCAUUAUGAAGGGAAUCAUUCGACAUAGAGACCAAGGAUUAGUAUACCAUUUGGAUUGGAAUUCUGAUAAACAAGCAAUUGGUCCUAAUUCUGCAAAGUUGACAAGCUAUAUUGGUACACUUGUUCGUAUGCAUAUUCCGGUCUCCAUAGCUAAAUGAAAUCUGAAAAGCGAAGAGUUGGAUGCGAAAAAAAAGCGAUUUGGGACGAGCUUCAGAGGACUUUUGAGAUACCAGAUGAUCGUAGACGCUACAUACUUAGUUUGGCCGGCAAAAGAUAUAGAGGGUGGAAAUCUUUUUUGACAAACACCUAUCUUAAGGAUAAAGAUGGAAACUUUCUUGAAGAGGCACCGGGACGGCCAAAAAAGUAUGAGAUCUUCAUUGAUGAAAAAGAUUGGGCUGAGUUUGUAAAGCAAAGAGAUGAAGAAUUUCGGAAAAGGAGUGCCACGAAUAGUGCGAGAGCAUCCAAACCCGCGUAUCCAUACAAAAAAGGGCGUUUGGGAUAUGCACGCUUAGAGGAUAAAAUUUUAGAGGAGACUAAAAGUGAGGAAACUUCACUUCCUGUACAUGUGUUGUGGAAGGAAGCUCGUGUGGGCAAGAAUCAAGCUGUCGAUCCCGAUGUUCAUAGAGUUUAUACUGAAUGUGAGACCUUGUCGCAAUCGGUAUCCACCGGUGAGGGGAGCGUACUUAGUAGAGCACUAGAUUCUCCUGAGUAUCCUGGUCGGGUGAGGGGUAAGGGUCAUGGUGUGACUCAAACCUCUUUUUACAAGAGUCCUAGGAGAAGAUCAAAUCUUACCAAUGAAGAAGUGUUGCAAAAGUUGCAGGAAUUGCAAGCACAAGUCUCUGAAUUGCAAAGAGAUAAAGAUAUGUAUAUGAGAGAAAAGUGCAACACUUCAUCGGUGAAAGAAACUAGUGAUAAGGCUAGUAUCAACUGUCAAAGGAAAUUUCCCGAGGGCAUUUCAUCUUGCCAACUAUACUUAUCGUCACCGAAUUAUCGACUAGUUGGCAAGGGAAAAGUGCACAACACUUUAGGAGAUUUACUUCACCAUAGACCGCUCCCGGAUGGACACCUGAAAGUAUCGGUGGAUGUUGUAUUAGAUCAUGAUGCGAUGCUACCGGUACCUGACAUGGUCUCAGAGACGACAUUGCUGCGAGAUGCAAUAGGAUCAUUUGUUGCAUGGCCCUCGGAGCUCAUUACCAUUAGUGAUGAGACUGCUCCUAUAAAACCCGCAAUUAAGGGUAAAGGGAUUUUACAGGAGGAGGAGUCUGUUGCAUCACUAAAAGAGGCAUCCGCUCGGGAGUCACAACAAGUGACGCAGCAAGUUCGUAGCGUACCACCCACUGGUCCUCCGAAGAUAGCGGCAAAAAAAGGCGGUGCUUUUGUGGCUCGGUACCGGACGACGCUCGCAACAAUGGUUGAUAUGUCCGAUUUGAAGGAUGGUGCUUUACGUGAAAUCAAUAUGGAUGAAAGUGUCUUCGGUAUUGAAUUCAAGUCACAUAUUGCAAUUGAUGACUUGGAAGAGAUUUUUACGCAUGAACAACUAGGCGUCGGUAAUAUGCACUCAUACAUCCGGUUGUUGUAUGACAGAGUGUUGCGCGGGACUGUAUUGUCUAACAGAUUCCGUUUCGUGUCUUCCGCCCAUUGCAGCGGAAUGGCAAUUGCUUCGGAACCGGAAUCAGUUAGACAGCUCUUAGUCGAUAGAUUCAUGUCCACCAGCAAUUCAGAAAGUCUGCAUCUUUGGGCGUAUAAUACCCGACCAGUAGGAGCACACUGGUUGUUGCUUGCUAUCAACCCUAUAAGAGAAGUCGUGUAUUAUCUGAAUUCGGUAAAUGGUGACUGGACCAAUUAUCCGGCUAUGAAGGAAAUCGUUGAUUUAUCAAUAUAAGUGUUCCGAAGUCAACGGGACGCACAGGUAUCCCAGACUAAAUCAAACAACAUUACUUGGAUCAAAGUGCAGUGUCCGCAACAGCGAAACAGUUCAGAUUGCGGAUACUUUGUUUUGAGGUUUAUGAAAGAAAUCCUUCAGGCGAAUCAAUUAGAGAUUCCGCUCACGUACCUUGACGAUUUCCGUGCUGCUGGGUACCCGAGACUUAAGUUGGAAGAAAUCAAGGAGGAUUUGUGUCACUUUUAUAUUAAGCAAUUUUUCAUGUAGGAUUUGUGUCGAUUUGAACUAUAUAUUAUUGAUGUUGUAAUGAUGUAUAUAUAUAAUUUUGGAUAUUAUAAUGGUAUUAUAUUAGUAUAUAUAUAUAUUGUCUUACUGAUGGCUGAAAUUAUAUCGUCGAAAAUAUAUUACAGGUCGAAAAUAUUACAGGUUGAAAACAUAUUAUAGGUCGAAAAUAUUACAGGUCGACUGGGAGGAUUAAAUUACAGGCUGCACAUUAAAAUACAUCAUUUAGCAACGACAGCGCUUUUGAAAAGCGCUCUUAAAGGUCCACCUACAAAAGCGCUUCUUAGUAAAAGCGCUGCCAAAGAAUAAUAAAAAAGCAUAAA
Molecule: messenger RNA, 7354 nt
Organism: Vicia villosa (hairy vetch)
Lineage: Eukaryota; Viridiplantae; Streptophyta; Magnoliopsida; Fabales; Fabaceae
Exons: 15
Coding region: 5022-6749 (575 amino acids)
Source: RefSeq, a predicted model, not a curated record